CUUUAACAAAAAAUGGAGGGAAACAGGGAGACUCAAAAAUGCCCAGACGUCGCCUCAGACUCAACUGCUCUUCUGAUUCCGAGCAAGAAGAAGAAUUAAACCAACCACAAUCCCCACAUCUCCAUCAAAAUAACCAACAGACUACUAUUGUUCACCCACCCGUCGAAUUUUCUCCUUCAACUACUAAUUCUAACUCGAACCUUAACCCUAAUCCCUAUCCUACCGAGCCCCUCCCUAACUCCGACGAAGACGAUGAAGAUAACUCCUUCAUGGAACCCCCGCCCACAGUACCAACUGAUUCUCCGAUUUCAGAUAUGCUGUUGACUCUUGGAUUGAGGUUGAAGAGAGAUUGGCUAGAUUCUUGUAUUCAAGGACUUGAGAGUUCCGUUUCGGGUUUCUCAAACCUCGCUGUUUCGGCAAAAGCAAAGCUUUGUUUUCAGCAGUUUUUGUUUGCAGAUAUGACUUAUUGUGGUGCCGGUGUGCUUCCGAACAAUUUGGAUUCAUUGCAUCUGGUGGAUCUCAAGGGACCUUUUGUUUUGCAGGUUGAUGAAAUAGUUCAUAUCAGCUGUCCUCUACGAGGCAGGUAUCAGGAUGCAGCUCCUGGGAUCAAGAGGUGCCUCAAGUUGUCCAUGACAGAUGGUGCUCAACGUGUGUUUGGCAUGGAGUACAGGCCAAUUAAAGAUCUCAAAGUUUUGACACCUGCUGGAUUGAAGGUUGUCAUCUGUAAUGUACAUAUACGGCAUGGACUACUAAUGCUGGUUCCUGAAGCUAUAGAAGUCCUUGGAGGAAUGGUGCAGGAGUUGGAAGUGGCGCGCCAGCAUCUUGUUGAGGAAGUAAACAAGCCACCUAGGGGCAAAAGGACAAGAACAGGAGUGGUUCCUUCUUUAGCUACUAGGGCUACUCUUGCUGCAUGGCCUUCAAAUGGUUUCAAUGUUACUGGGCAGACUGAUAGUUCAAUGUCACAGAAUGCAACUUCUUUCAGAGCAAAUGAGCAAGCUCGGCAGACAAAUGGUUCAGCAUCACAGAAUGCGUCAUCCUCUCGAGCAAAUGAGCAAGACUGGAAGACCAAUAGUUCAGCAUCACAAAAUGCAACUUCCUUCCAAGCAAAUGAACAAGGUGCUCCUGUGGUUGUGUCAGGCACCAAUAUCAGUCAAAGAAGUACAGUUGUUCCAAUCAAUAGGGUGGCUAUGGCUAAUUCAUCAUCUAAUGUUGUCAUGGAUUUUGAGGAGAUGCGUAUAGAUGCUGUUCCCACAAGCCACGUAAAUUCAUCAGCCAACUUAAACUCUGGUGCUGUAUUCGAUGCUGAGGAUGUUAGUAUGGUUGAUGAGGUUGAACACCCACUGAUAUUAACUGGAGAACGUGAAAGCCCUUUCACUUAUUUGGCGAGUUUGUCAGCAAAGUGGGCUGCAAUGAAGGAGAAAGCCCCUUCUGUUCAGGGUAAAAUUAAGUGUUUUUUAACUGGUGUUAAGAGAUUCCAAUAUAAAGGGAGAGAAACAUAUGAGCUCCUGGUUUAUGUUGAUGAUGGUAGCCUCAUCUCUGAAAUCCUGAUUGACCACAGCGUUGUACAGAAUGGAAUAGGUUAUACUCCUGCGGAGGUAACUGCAGCUCUUUCCUCAUCAGAUACGAAAACAGUUAGUGACAUGAAGGAAACUUUCAGACAGUUUCAAUUACUUUUAGUGAAUUUUGAGGGGACAAUGCUUUUGGAGAUGAACGAAACAUCUCCUCAUCCAAUUGCUCUCGAGAUGACCCAGGGCUGUCCUCCAUCUGAUGCAAGGUUGCUUCUGAGACGACUGAAGCCCCCUCCUGCUCAUGCCCAAACUCCACGUUGUUCAUCCAUUAAUCCCAUUGAAUUAUCUCCUUGAUUUGGCCCUCUUCCACCAGUCGUCUGAGAUAGAAAAUUGAAGGAUGAUGAAAAUAGGUUUCAAUGAAAAUCUGUAGUAGUUCCAGAUUUUAUUUUCGUUCUAGUCCUCCUUUAAGCCUAGAUUCUUCUAUAUUCGAUUUUCUAGUCAUUCUUUAAAUCGCUUACAAGAAGGGACCGCGAAACCAAUGAAAGGGCAUGAAGAUUUGAAUGAUGAACUGCUUAUCGUGUUCCUGGUUGCUAGACUGUAGUUUUAGGUAACUGGAGCAAGGGAUCGAUUUGUUCUAGAGAGAAUUACACUGACUGCUGUCUGUCCUACGGAGAAGAGUGAGAAUGCAUCAGAUGACAAUGCGAAGUGAUUAUGUUUUUGGCGAAAAUGAGAUGCCGCCACCGAUGUAUCAAGAUUUGGAUAAUGAUAACCACAACCAAAUUGUAUCUAGAUUUGGAUAUUAGAUAAAUGCAAUUUUUAUAAACUGCUAAA
Messenger RNA from Mangifera indica (mango), 2339 nucleotides. Its product is annotated as recQ-mediated genome instability protein 1. Lineage: Eukaryota; Viridiplantae; Streptophyta; Magnoliopsida; Sapindales; Anacardiaceae. Gene Ontology annotation, cellular component: nuclear body; RecQ family helicase-topoisomerase III complex. The coding region runs from base 39 to 1862 and encodes 607 amino acids. Gene Ontology annotation, biological process: resolution of meiotic recombination intermediates; double-strand break repair via homologous recombination. Gene Ontology annotation, molecular function: nucleotide binding. The transcript has 8 exons. The record is from RefSeq and is a predicted model, not a curated record.